CAUUUUCCUGUUUGUGAACAAUGGCGAACGAGUACACGUGUAGUCUUGAACCGAAAUAUAUUAAGAAAGCCAAAGAUGAGUUGCAAGAAAAUGAACAAGAUAGAUUAGAUUCUGUUGAAGCUCUAAGGAAAUGGGUUAACGAUCAAGACUACUUAAAAUAUGAUACAAGUACUAGAAGUCUGUUAAGGAUACUGAGACACGCAAAAUUCAGUCAGAUAAAAGCAAGGGAAACUAUUGAAAAAAUACUAAAGUUUCAGUUUAAACACGAGAAUGUUUGUAAAGAUAUCGACAGUCGUGACCAUGCUAUUCAAGAAUUUAUCAAGAGAGGGAUAAUUUUAGUUCUUCCCGGAUAUGACGACGAAGGCAGAAAGAUAUUUUUUUAUAGAGAAUCUGUACAACCAAUUACUCAAACUCUUAAAGAGUUUACUGUAGAAGUAUGCAUCAGAGCCUGGCAUUGUAUAUUUUAUCAUCUUAUGUACGACGAGAUGAUUCAAGUCAAUGGAGGUUCAAUAGUGGGAAGAGUUAAGUCGAUAGAUUUUUACAAUGCCGGAAUGCUAUUUGAAGCUGUUUUAGGGGUGAUGAAACCCUCAUUCAAAUCGAAACAAUUAGAAAGAAUAAAGACACACAGUAAUCUAGAGUCUCUAUAUAAGACAAUUCCACUCCGAAUGUUGCCCGAGGAAUACUUACCUGACGAAUACGAUGGACCUUGUCCUGGAUCUUGUAAAAAAAUUGCUGAGGAUACAGCAAAACUGGUAACUACGGAGAAAUAUCAUAAUAUCAUCAAGGAAUUUUCGGAUUUUUCGAAAAAGCAGUACAAUCCUGAGAAGAAGCCGGGCAAUAAUGGUGACACUGCUGGAAAUGCGACUGUAAAGACUGUGACUGCAAAAACGGAGGUAAAUGUUGCUGCGGAGACAACUGCAGUUGUUGUAAAUGCGAUCCAUGUACUUGCAAAGACUGCAAAUGCUGUCCAGGAAAGAAUACCUGUGAAUGUAAGGAUUGUGGUUGCAAAGAUGGAGGUAAAUGUUGUUGCGGAGACAAGUGCAGUUGUUGUAAAUGUGACCCAUGUACUUGCAAGGACUGCAAGUGUUGUCCCGGAAAGAACAAAUGUGACUGCAAAGACUGUGACUGCAAAAACGGAGGAAAAUGUUGUUGUGGAGACAAAUGCAGUUGUUGUAAAUGCGAUCCAUGUACUUGCAAAGACUGCAAGUGUUGUCCAGGAAAGAAUACCUGUGACUGCAAAGGCUGUGACUGCAAAAACGGAGGAAAAUGUUGUUGUGGAGACAAGUGCAGUUGUUGUAAAUGCGAUCCAUGUACUUGCAAAGACUGCAAGUGUUGUCCAGGAAAGAAUACCUGUGAAUGUAAGGAUUGCUGUUGCAGAGAUGGAGGAAAAUGUUGUUGUGGAGACAAAUGCAGUUGUUGUAAAUGCGACCCAUGUACUUGCAAGGACUGUAAAUGUUGUCCCGGAAAGAAUACCUGUGACUGCAAAGAUUGUGGUUGCAAAGAUGGAGGAAAAUGUUGUUGUGGAGACAAGUGCAGUUGUUGUAAAUGCGAUCCAUGUACUUGUGAUCCUUGCAGAUGCUGUCCUGGAAAGAAUACCUGUGAAUGUAAGGAUUGUGGUUGCAAAGAUGGAGGUAAAUGUUGUUGUGGAGACAAAUGCAGUUGUUGUAAAUGCGACCCAUGUACUUGCAAGGACUGUAAAUGUUGUCCCGGAAAGAACAAGUGUGACUGCAAAGACUGUGACUGCAAAAACGGAGGAAAAUGUUGUUGCGGAGACAAGUGCAGUUGUUGUAAAUGCGAUCCAUGUACUUGUGAUCCUUGCAGAUGCUGUCCUGGAAAGAAUACCUGUGAAUGUAAGGAUUGCUGUUGCAGAGAUGGAGGAAAAUGUUGUUGUGGAGACAAAUGCAGUUGUUGUAAAUGCGACCCAUGUACUUGCAAGGACUGUAAAUGUUGUCCCGGAAAGAAUACCUGUGACUGCAAAGAUUGUGGUUGCAAAGAUGGAGGAAAAUGUUGUUGUGGAGACAAAUGCAGAUGUUGUAAAUGCGAUCCAUGUACUUGUGAUCCUUGCACAUGCUGUCCUGGUAAAGCUUGUGUAUGUAAUGACUGCGAUUGUAAAACUGGUGGUAAAUGUAAAUGUGGAGAUAGCUGCAAAUGCUGUACAUGCAAUCCAUGUACUUGCAAAGACUGCAAAUGUUGUCCAGGAAAAUAGAAUGAAGUAA
Molecule: messenger RNA, 2216 nt
Organism: Dimorphilus gyrociliatus
Lineage: Eukaryota; Metazoa; Annelida; Polychaeta; Dinophilidae
Source: the annotation of a GenBank genome assembly